Molecule: messenger RNA, 957 nt
Organism: Bipolaris sorokiniana ND90Pr
Lineage: Eukaryota; Fungi; Ascomycota; Dothideomycetes; Pleosporales; Pleosporaceae
Exons: 1
Coding region: 1-957 (318 amino acids)
Source: RefSeq, a predicted model, not a curated record
AUGGCUUCCGCCACUGCAACCAAACUCAACCGCAAGGCCCUAAUAGGAUCGUCCACAAGCUUUUGGUCUCACACUUCGCAGUUGGGAUUCGAUCUUACACAUCCAUCUACUCACUCUUCGCCAAUCUCUGAUCCUAACUAUACAAUCCAAACAUCAGCUCAGCCCAUCAAGGUUGACCCUGCUAAAUCCGCCCUUAUCAUCAUUGAUAUGCAGAACUUCUUUCUCUCUGAAGCUUUUGGCCGCAACCAACAGGGUGCUGGACAUGCCGCUUGCGAGCAACUUGUCAAACAUGCAAUACCAGCUGCAAGAAAGUCAGGAAUCCGGGUGGUUUGGGUAAACUGGGGCCUUACAGAAGAAGAAGUUAAAGAGAUGCCACCUGCAGUCAAACGUGCUUUUGGGUUCUUUGCUAUUCCUGCGGAUUCAGACUUCAAUGCAGAUGAUGCGUUUGGAUAUCACAAAAGCAGCGUGAGUGUAGAUCGCCAUGGAGAGGAGAACAAAUCCAUGUACUGUGGCAUAGGCGCCGAGUGCGGAACCCUUGCACUUCCAGAUGGAAAAUAUGUUUCGGGUGGCCGACUUCUCAUGCGCGAUACAUGGAAUGCCGCACUAUACCCUCCUCUUGACGCCAUGUACACUGAGGGUGGCAAGCUUGAUAGUAGGCCCGACGUUUGGAUUCACAAGAAUAGGAUGAGCGGUUUAUGGGGGGCCACGACCCCAUUGAAAGAGUUUCUCGACCAAGAGGGUAUCAGGACACUGUUCUUCACUGGGGUCAACACAGAUCAGUGUGUGGGCGGAACUUUGACGGAUGCUUUUAGCAAUGGAUAUGAUUGCGUUCUUUUGAGCGACGGUUGUGGGACUAGCUCGCCAGAGUAUGCACAGCAGUGUUGGGAGUACAACGCCAGUAAGACGUUUGGAUUCUGCGCGAGUUGUGAGCAGUUUGCAAAUGGCGUAGUGGGCUGA